UAAAGAUUACAGUACAAGUUGUAGAUAGAUUUAAAAUUUCGGGAUUUUGUAUUUUACCAGUUAAAAAUACCAAUUUUACGUGUACUUUUAAAUUAGAUUCGUAUUCAAAACUAUAAAACAAUUUAUAUUUAUUCCGGGAUACUCAAGGCUAGGUUAGUACUAUUAAAGACAGGAUGAGUUGGGAAGAGAAAAAAUACUUGGUAACUCGUAACCUGCAAGAAGUUUUAGGUGACGAAAAAUUGACAGAAAUUUUGAAGCAAAGAGAUUUAAAGAUUUAUUGGGGAACAGCAACAACUGGUAGACCCCAUGUAGCAUAUUUCGUACCCAUGUCUAAAAUAGCUGAUUUCUUGAAAGCAGGCUGUGAAGUAACAAUAUUAUUUGCUGAUUUACAUGCGUAUUUAGAUAAUAUGAAAGCCCCAUGGGAGCUUCUUGCACUACGCACACAAUAUUAUGAAUCUGCUAUCAAAGCUAUGCUGACUUCAAUUGGAGUACCAUUAGAGAAACUUAAAUUUGUUAGAGGUACUGAGUAUCAAUUAAGCAAAGAGUAUACAUUAGAUGUCUACCGUAUGUCAUCUGUUAUCACAGAGCAUGAUGCAAAAAAAGCUGGAGCUGAAGUAGUCAAACAGGUAGAUCACCCAUUGCUUAGUGGUCUACUGUAUCCAUGUCUUCAAGCCUUGGAUGAGGAAUAUUUGAAAGUAGAUGCACAAUUUGGUGGUGUUGAUCAGAGAAAAAUUUUCACUAUGUCUGAAAAAUAUUUACCGCAAUUGAAUUAUGCUAAGAGGAUUCAUUUGAUGAAUCCUAUGGUUCCUGGUUUGACAGGGGGGAAGAUGUCAGCCUCUGAAGAAGACAGUAAAAUUGAUUUGCUUGACAAUCCCAGCAAUGUUAAGAAGAAACUGAAAAAAGCAUUCUGCGAGCCCGGAAAUAUCACUGAUAAUGGAGUCCUCUCAUUUACAAAACAUGUAAUAUUUUCAUUAAUGAAGGAAGGUGAAACAUUUAAGAUUAUUAGAGCAGAUGAUCACGGUGGAAAUGUUGAAUUCACGAAAUUUGAAGAUCUAGAAAAUGCUUUUGCGAAAGAAGAAAUACAUCCUGGAGACCUCAAGGCAUCAGUUGAACAAGCUAUUAACAAAUUAUUAGCACCCAUUCAGGAAAUAUUUAAAGACCCUAAGCUACAAGAGCUUGCUAAGAAAGCUUAUCCAUUACCUUCUAAAGUGAAGAGUAAUGCUGCCAGCUCUGAUGAAGCAGUACCAUCCAGAUUAGACAUAAGAGUGGGUAAGAUUAUUGAAGUGUCUAGACACCCAGAUGCAGAUUCUCUGUAUGUAGAGAAAAUAGAUUUAGGUGAAGGGGAACCUAGAACAAUUGUCUCAGGUUUAGUUAACUUUGUUCCAAUUGAAGAAAUGCAGAAUAGAGAUGUGGUUGUUUUGUGCAAUUUAAAAGCAGCAAAGAUGCGGGGAAUAGAAUCUAAAGGCAUGGUCUUAUGUGCAUCUAUUGAUGACCCUAAACAAGUUGAACCGUUAUUACCACCAAAAGACAGCCAGCCAGGGGAAAGGAUAGUAAUUGAAGGUUACGAGACUGGAGAUCCUGAUGAGGUACUCAAUCCCAAAAAGAAAGUGUGGGAGAAGUUACAGGUAGAUUUGAAAACAAAUGAUGUUUUAUUUGCUGUAUGGCAAAGCAAUAAGCUUGUAAGCAAAGUAACAGGGAACCCAGUUGUUACAAAAUCUAUGAAAAAUGCUCCCAUUAAAUAGUUUUAGGUUACAAAUAUGCCAUUACAUGAUUAUACAUUUAUUUUUUAAUUUAUUUAAUGGCACGAGAUGCAGGUACAUAGGUCAUAACUUCUAUUCUAUUCUUCCUACUGCGGAUUCUGUUGUAGACCCACCCUAUAAGAUUAUAUCAAGGUACAGUGUUAACACACACGUAUCUGUCAUUGUUCUAGAUUAUGAAAAAAUAAGAUAUUGUCUAUAAAAGCUCAGCAUACAUAGUUAUUUACAAUAUAAAUAAUGUUAAGCAUUUUAGUCAUCAAGUAUUUUAUUUUUAUUGCAGCUUGUCAUUAAUGAAAUAAGGACAUUAUUAUUCUGUCAGAAUCGAUAAUCAUUAACGGCCGUUUUCAAUAAUCUAUCUAUCCUUACUUUAACUUAAUAAAGGUGAGACAAAUCUAUCUUUUUACACUUACUUACAUUUCAAUAACCUAUUGACAUAAAGCAUUGGACUAUAACUAUACUGGACAUAACUAUGGAUAGAUAAGAUCUUGUCAUUAAAUGGUGACAGAAAUGUAUCCGUAACUAGAGAUUUAUUGAAAAUGGCCUGAAUUAUUUUGUCAUUUAAUAUUAUAAAAUACAGAAAACAAAAGUUAUAAUAAUUUGUAAUACAAUGUUUGUAAGGAAGGAGAAUCAUUGUUAUGUUGUGAUGUAAUAAAAUUCCUCAGUGUCAUUCUGUUUGAUGAAAUGAAUAGUAACAAUAAACAAAAUGUUGAUCAUAGCAAAGUAUGUCUCUCUCGGAUUUAGAUUACAAUUUUUGUGAAUUAUUGACUGCUUCAGUGAUUUACUAUUUUAACAAAAUAACACUGCUAUUCCAUUUAUAAAUAUUUAACAUGUCUAAUGUGGAAAUUAACGUUACAAUGUAUAUUUAUUAUUGUUGGAAAUAUAUUUGCUUAUUACAGGGAGUAUACAAAUUAA
Leptidea sinapis is the source of this 2669-nucleotide messenger RNA. RefSeq names its product tyrosine--tRNA ligase, cytoplasmic (gene TyrRS). The record is from RefSeq and is a predicted model, not a curated record. Lineage: Eukaryota; Metazoa; Arthropoda; Insecta; Lepidoptera; Pieridae. The transcript has 2 exons. The coding region runs from base 174 to 1742 and encodes 522 amino acids. Gene Ontology annotation, molecular function: ATP binding; tyrosine-tRNA ligase activity; tRNA binding. Gene Ontology annotation, biological process: tyrosyl-tRNA aminoacylation.